Molecule: messenger RNA, 546 nt
Organism: Labrus mixtus (cuckoo wrasse)
Lineage: Eukaryota; Metazoa; Chordata; Actinopteri; Labriformes; Labridae
Product: fucolectin-like
Exons: 3
Coding region: 1-546 (181 amino acids)
Source: RefSeq, a predicted model, not a curated record
AUGGGCCUAGUGUUUUUGAAGGAUGUCUGUCUUUUUUUGUUUCAUGUAAAUCGUGUACCCAAUCUGGCUCUAGCAAGCAACACAUUCCAGUCCUCAACAAGUCAUAAUGGUUAUGCGUCCAAGGCCAUCGAUGGGCGACGCAAUUCCAACUACGGUGACGGGUUUUGUACCCACACUAGCCUCGAGACAAACCCAUGGUGGAGGUUGGACCUGCGAGAAACACACGCAGUCACAUCUGUCAAAGUAACCAAUAGAGGAGACUGCUGCGCUCAGAGGCUGGAUGGAGCCGAGAUCCGAAUCGGGAACUCGGCAGAGAACAACGGAAAUGACAACCCCAAGUGUGCUUCCAUCUCCCACAUCGGGGCGGGUAAAACGGUCACAUUUUACUGCGAGGGAGGCAGCGUGAUGGGUCGCUUUGUAAACGUGAUUAUCCCUGGACCGAUGAAGAGUCUCACUCUGUGUGAAGUGGAGGUGUAUGCCGCUCCUGCAGGUACAACUGUCACUGACUUGCCUUUUUUGUUUGGUUUGUUCCAAAAAUUCCUAUAA